Schizophyllum commune H4-8 is the source of this 1884-nucleotide messenger RNA. RefSeq lists its product as uncharacterized. The transcript is spliced from 16 exons. Lineage: Eukaryota; Fungi; Basidiomycota; Agaricomycetes; Agaricales; Schizophyllaceae. Gene Ontology annotation, cellular component: mitochondrion; cytosol. The record is from RefSeq and is a predicted model, not a curated record. Bases 68 to 1579 code for a protein of 503 amino acids. Gene Ontology annotation, biological process: intracellular glucose homeostasis; glucose 6-phosphate metabolic process; glycolytic process. Gene Ontology annotation, molecular function: ATP binding; mannokinase activity; glucokinase activity.
GCCGAUUGCAUCUUGACUUUAUCGUCGACCAUCGAGCUCGCCGUCGACAAUCAGCACAACAACUACCAUGCCCGUCUCGCGCAGAGGAUCCGGCUCCGUGACGCUCCCCUCGGGGCAGAGCAUCACCAUCCACCACCGCACGACCGAAGAGCCCGGCGAGGACCUCCCGCACGCGACGAAGAAGACGAUGGCGGACCACCUCAGGAAGUUCGAGAGCCUCUUCACGUUGACGCCGCAGCGCAUGCGGAUGAUCGUCGAUGCGUUCAAGGACACCCUCGAUCUCGGAUUGAAGAAGCCCGGACAGGUUGUCCCCAUGUUUCCGACAUACGUCUUUGGCUGGCCGACGGGAGAUGAAACCGGCGACUUCCUCGCGCUCGAUCUCGGCGGCACCAACUUGCGCGUGUGCCUCGUCACUCUCAAGGGAAAUGGCCAAUUCGAGAUGACCCAGUCCAAGUACCGUCUCACGGAGGAGCAGAAGCAAGGGGAUGGACAGGCACUCUUCGACUUCUGCGCGGAGUGCUUGAAGACGUUCAUUGAGGGGAACUUCGACGAGGAGGAACGCCAGAAGGGCCUACACUUGCCCCUUGGCUUCACGUUCAGCUACCCAUGCAUCCAAGAGCGCAUCGAUCACGGAGUGUUGGUACGAUGGACGAAGGGCUUCGGCGCUGCCAACACCGAGGGCAACGAUGUCGCUGCCAUGUUCAAGGAGAGCUUGAAGAAAUACGACCUCCCCAUUAGCUUGACCGCCCUCAUCAACGAUACGACAGGGACGCUCAUCGCGAGUCACUACGUCAACCCGUCCAGCAAGAUCGCCGUCAUCUUCGGCACUGGUUGCAACGCGGCGUACAUGGAGAGGAUCGGGAACAUUGAGAAGCUCAAGGACUUGGGCUUGCCCGCCGACGCGCAGAUGGCGAUCAACUGCGAGUGGGGUGCCUUCGACAGUUUCGUGCACGAGCACCUGCCGAGGACAAAGUACGACAUCAUCGUCGACGAGACCAGCAACAAGCCGCACGAGCAGGCGUUCGAGAAACUCAUCUCGGGCCGCUACCUCGGCGAGAUCAUGCGCCUGGUUAUCUGCGAGCUCAUUGAUGAUGGUGUGCUGUUCCUUGGGCAGGAGACGUACAAGUUGGAGUCGCCGUACGUCUUCGAGACGGCGUUCUUGAGUUUGAUGGAGAGUGACCCUACGGACGAGCUCCUGAUGAUCAUUGGCAUCUUCUCGCACUUCUUCGCGGUUGAGACGACACUGGCUGAGCGCCAAUUCUUCCGUGCAUUGGCGAAGCUGAUCGGCCGUCGCGCUGCGCGUCUCUCCGCCUGCGGUAUCGCCUCCAUCGUCAGCAAGAUGGGUUACCUGGACGAGCUCAAGGAGGGCGAGAUCAUCGGCGUCGGCUCGGACGGUAGCUUGUACAACAAAUACCCUGCGUUCGCCGAGCGCGUCCACGAAGGUCUCGUCGACAUCUUCGGCGAGAAGGGAAAGCAAGUCGUCACCCACCACGCUGAAGAUGGAAGCGGUGUGGGCAGCGCUAUCAUCGCCGCCAUGACCAAGAUUCGCAAGGAUAAGGGCAUCUUCGCGGACGUCUAAGGGAUCUCGGCGUCGCGUUCGGGAGGGAAAUGCGAGGCAGUCGCAAAAUUGUAUUCUUAUUAAUAGACGAAGGCGGAGCAGGGAAAGCUGAUGCGGGAAGGAGACGCAGAAGCGGGAUCGGAAAACGAAGCAGGAGAAGCAGAAAGAGAAGAAGCACACGAAUGCGCUCUGGAUGUGUUGCCUGUAGUUUGGACGCUAACAAUUGUACACGCGCCUUAUGCGGCGCCUAACCUCUACUUUAUCAUAGAUGAGCAGAACGACAUGUACGGUGUUGUACUGAGGAAAUGACAAGCAAAUGUACUGUA